AUGAAUAAUGAUAUGAGAAGCUUUCAGUUUCAUGAUCAUAAUCAGCAAAGGAGUGAUGAUCCUAUGGUGGCCGGAUCUUUUCCUCUUAGGUUCUCCAUGGAUGCUCAAGUAAGUGAUAGUAAUCUCCAGGUGAGUAGUCAAACUGGUCAAACUCCUUCUAAACCGAGCCGAAGAUCAAGAUCCAGAGUUUCUAAAAAGACACCCACAACACUGCUUAAUGCAGACGCCACUAAUUUUCGAGCCCUGGUUCAGCACUUCACGGGCUGCCCUGUGCACCGACGCACCGGGCCGGUUAACUUGAGUUUUGGCUCAGCCGCGCCUUUGUCUUCUUCUUCUUCUUCUUCUUCCUCCAUGGCUGCAGCUACCAGCUAUCAUCAGCAUCAGCAUCAAUCACUGUAUGAUAUUCAUCAUGAUCGGCAGCAGCAAAAUCAUGUUAUAAGCAGUACUGGUCAAGCAGUAAUUUCUUCUUCAUCCGCUUUACCUACUGAUGUUAACAUGGAAAAUUUUGAAGGGUUUUUCUCGGAUGACGUUCCUUUAACUCGAUAUUAUUAG
Carica papaya (papaya) is the source of this 552-nucleotide messenger RNA. Lineage: Eukaryota; Viridiplantae; Streptophyta; Magnoliopsida; Brassicales; Caricaceae. The record is from RefSeq and is a predicted model, not a curated record.